UAAAGGAAAUUAAUGUUACAAAAGCGUUGGACUGCACAUUUUAUUCAGAUUCAGAUUAUUACAACUAUUUACACUAACUAUGUAAUUAUAUCUAAACUUUAUUUAGACAAAAUAAGGCGUAUAUAAAACUAAAAAUGCUUAUUUGGAUCAUUUAUCACCUGUUGUGGUUUAAGGCUUAAGAUGUCCUUUUAUCUUUUGGUUCAUUUGGAUAAAUUAUUAACAGAAACAGUGGGUGGAAAAAGGGAAACUCAUCAUUUAGCAAUUAAUAUUCAACAACCUACUAACACUGUUUACAUUAUUUCUGCUGAGUGUGUUGACUUUUAAUGAUUAUUUCUGAUCCAAGUUUAUAAAGAAUUGAGUAAACUUACAUUAUAUUCUUAACACUAAACUGAUUGACAUUAGAUUAAAAUACAUAAGAAAAACAUAUUCUAUUGUUUCGUUUAUCUGAAUCCACUGAUUCGACUCUGUAAAGUGGUUUCUUAUCACUUCAGCUGUUCUACGUGUUACUAUAAAGGCAGAGUUGAGACCAGUUCUGACCUCUAAUAUUAAACACCUCCUGCCUCCUGUGAGCUCUCUGGCUCCUUUCAGACAGAAUGAAGUCUGCCUUGGUGCUCCUAGCCUUCGUGGCUGUCACACAGGGAAUUCUCAGGAUUCCCCUGAUGAGAGGGAAGUCUGCCAGGCAGCAGCUGGAGGAGCGAGGCCUGUACCACGAGUACAGGAGCAAGUUCCCAUACAACCCCGCAGCAAAGUUCCUCCCCAGGAAGGAGCAGAGUGUGGUGCCCAUGACCUUUGACCCAUAUACGACAUACUAUGGAGAGAUUGGCAUCGGGACCCCACCUCAGUUCUUUAAAGUUCUCUUUGACACCGGCUCCUCUGACCUGUGGGUUCCCUCCGUCAGCUGCACCAGCCCCGCCUGUGGCAGACAUGUGAAGUUCAGCAGCUCAGCAUCCUCCACUUUUCAGCCCAGCACAAAGACUUUCUACAUCUCAUAUAUCAGUGGAUACGCAGCAGGCAGCACUGGAUAUGAUCACAUAAAGAUAAGCAACCUCGUGGUGCAGCACCAGGUCUUUGGCCAGGCUGAAAGAGAGGCAGACUUCCUGGCAUAUGUGCCCUGGGAUGGGAUCCUCGGUCUGGCCUUUCCUGGUCUGUCACAUGAGGGAGACACACCCAUAUUUGACAACUUGUGGAACCAGGGCAAACUCCCACAGAACAUGUUCUCCAUGUACCUGAGCAGCUCUGUAGAGGGCAGCAUGUUAAUUCUGGGAGGAACUGAUUCUUCGUAUUACACUGGAAGCAUUAAGUGGAUCCCUUUGUAUCAGGCCACUAACUUUUGGAACAUCCAAAUAACCAGCAUCACCAUCAAUGGGAACACUGUUGCAUGCUCUGGGAGUUGUGUAGCAACAGUGGACUCUGGCACUUCUUUCAUCGUGGGCCCAGAGAAAGACAUUAACAACAUUAACGGCUGGUUGGGAGGCUUUACAGACCAGUAUCAUGAAGCUCUUGUGAGCUGCAGCACCACACAUCUCCUGCCAGACGUUGUGUUCAACAUAAACGGCUACAGCUUCAAUCUUCCUCCAUCAGCCUUCAUCGUAAAGGCUGCGUCUGAGUGCAGAACAGGGUUUUCAUCUGCACAAGACCCCACCUGGAUCCUUGGCGAGGUCUUCAUGCGGCAGUUCUACAGUGUCUUCGACAUCAGCAACAACAGGGUGGGCUUUGCUCAGGCUGUGUGAAUACAUGUGGAGAGCGGGUUCAGUUUAAAGUGAUAUCAGCCAGAGGCUCAAGUCUGAGAGCUGUAGGUAUUUAAAAAGUAAUUUACCUGUGAUUGAAA
Messenger RNA from Centropristis striata (black sea bass), 1828 nucleotides. RefSeq names its product pepsin A-like. The record is from RefSeq and is a predicted model, not a curated record. Gene Ontology annotation, biological process: proteolysis. NCBI's taxonomy places the organism in Eukaryota, Metazoa, Chordata, Actinopteri, Perciformes, Serranidae. The transcript has 9 exons. Gene Ontology annotation, molecular function: aspartic-type endopeptidase activity. The coding region runs from base 594 to 1730 and encodes 378 amino acids.